GCCUAUGGGGAAAACUCCGAUGGUGGGGAGAAAGCCACAGCCUCAAAAGUGCCCCCCCAAACCUCCCCCUGCCUGGGUGCGGGGAGUGGGGGAAGAAGACCGGACCCCAAAAUUCAAGGGGACCUCCUCGGCCCACCACUGCCGGGAACCAUAACAAUCCCACUUGGCAACGCGCAUGCGCCAUCUUGCUCAAUAAAGGAAGGAAGCCGCCGAUUGGGCGUUCUAGGGACUACGGCGAUUGGCAGGAGGACCGCUUGGGGCGGUCUCUCCAGAGGAAACGGGCGGAGUUUCGCCCUUCCUAACUGGAAGAGCGUAACGACAGGGACACCCACCACUUCCGGAAACUAAACAGAGAAGAAGGAAGCUGACUGAAUCGGCGGCAGAGGAGCCCGGAUGAUGCAGGAGGACGGAGGAGCCCGGCGGGGGAAGGAAGGAAGCGCCGCCCGAGAGGAGGAGGAGAGCGGGCCCCGCGGAGCAGCCCUGCCCGGUCCCAGCGCGGCUUCCCCGGGAGACGGCGGGGAAAGGCCGGGGGGCUCCGGGGCUGCCGGAGGGAUGAGCCCAGGGGGAGCUCGGGAAAGGUGUCUGACUGAAGGGCGAUGCGGGGAGGAGGAAACGGGCGGCGACCCCUUCCCAAAAGGAUCUGGGGAGGAAGGAAAGAAAUAUGAAUGCCCGGAAUGUGGAAAAUCCUUCAAAAGAAACGACCAUCUUGAAAAACAUCUAAGAAUCCACUCAGGAGAAAAACCUCAUAAAUGCCUGGAGUGUGGAAAGAGUUUCAGUCAGUUGGGAAACCUUUCUAGACAUGAAAAGAUCCAUUCCGGAGAGAAACCAUACGAAUGCUUGGAGUGUGGAAAGAGAUUCAAUCUGAGGGAAAGCCUUAAUACACAUCAAAGGAUCCACACAGGAGAGAAACCACAUAAAUGCUUGGAAUGUGGAAAGAGCUUCAGUGUGAGGGAAAGCCUUUACAGACAUCUAAGCAUCCACUCAGGAGAAAAGGAAUAUCAGUGCCGGGAAUGUGAAAAAUCCUUCAGAACAAAUAAUGAUCUUGAAAACCAUCUAAGAAUCCACACAGGAGAGAAACCUCACAGAUGCUUUGAGUGUGGGAAGAGCUUCAAUCAUAUGAGCAGCUUCUAUAGACAUAAGAGAAUCCAUUUACGAAAAACGUAUCAAUGCUGGGAAUGUGAAAAAUCCUUCCAAACAAUUCAAAUCCUUGAAAAACAUCUAAGAAUCCACUCAGAAGAGAAACCGAAUAAAUGCCUGGAGGGGGGAGGGUCCUUUGAAAGACCCGGGAGUCCCCAAAGGAUCCAGGAGGGAGGAAAGAAAUAUCAGUGCCCGGAAUGUGAAAAAACCUUCAAGAGAAAUGGACAUCUCCAACUCCAUCUAAGCAUCCACUCAGGAGAAAAGGAAUAUCAAUGCCCAGAAUGUGAAAAAUUCUUCAGAAGAAAAGACCAUCUUCAAAGCCAUCUAACAAUCCACUCAGGAGAGAAACCUCAUAAAUGCAUGGAGUGUGGAAUGAGCUUCAAUCACAGGAGCAGCUUUAGCAGGCAUCAAAGAAUCCACUUGGGAGAGAAACCAAAUAAUUGCUUGGAGUGUGGAAAGAACUUGAAUGAUGGGAGCAGCCCUUGUAGACAUCAAACAGUCCAGUCAGGUGACAACCCGAAUAAAUGCCUGGAGUGUGGAAAGAGUUUCAAUGAUAUGAGCAGCCUUUAUAGACAUAGAAGAACCCACUCAGCCGAAAAACCGUAUAAAUGUCUGGAGUGUGGAAAGACCUUUGGUCAUUGGAGCAACCUUCAUCUACAUCAAAGGAUCCACUCAGGAGAGAAACCGUAUAAAUGCCUGGAGUGUGGAGUGAGAUUCUGUCAGAGGAGCAGCCUUUAUAGACAUAGAAGAAUCCACUCAGGAGAAAAACCGUAUAACUGUCUGGAAUGUGGAAAAAGCUUCCGCCAGAAGACUAACCUUCAUCUACAUCAAAGGAUCCAUUCAGGAGAGGAACCGUAUCAAUGCCUGGACUGUGGAAAGAGGUUUAUGGAUGGUGGAAACUUCCGUAAACAUCAAAGGAUUCACACUGGAGAAAAACCAUAUAAAUGCCUGGAAUGUGGAAAGAGCUUCAAUCACACAGGACACCUUAUUACACAUCAAAGAGUCCACUUAGGAGAGAAACAGGAAACCCGCCUGGGAUGUGGAAAAAGCUUCAAUGAGAAGAGAGCAGACGAAAGACUCGGGAAUCCCCAAGGAAUUCACGAGGGAGAAAAGAAAUAUCAAUGCACAGAAUGUGAAGAAUCUUUCAAAACAAAUAGAGGUCUUCUAAACCAUCUGAGAAUCCACACACCAGAGAAACCAUUUAAAUGUCUGGAGUGUGGAAAGUUCUUCACUCACAAGAGCACCCUCAAUAGACAUCAAAUAAGCCACUCCGGACAGAAACUGCAUACGUGCCUAGAUUGUGGAAAGAGCUUCACUCGGAAGGGACGUCUUUAUACACAUCAAAGGAUCCACACGGGAGAAAAACCAUAUAAAUGCUUAGAGUGUGGAAUGAGCUUUACUGACAGUGGAAAUCUCCGCAAACAUCAAUGGACCCACACGGGAGAAAAACCUCAUAAAUGCCUCGAAUGUGGAAAGUGUUUCAAUAUGAGAGGAACUAUGUAUAGACAUCAAAUGAUUCACACAGGAGAAAAACCACAUAAAUGCCUCGAAUGUGGAAAGUGUUUCAAUAUGAGAGGAACCCUGUAUACACAUCAAAGGAUCCACACAGGAGAAAAACCACAUAAAUGUCUGCAGUGUGGAAAGAGCUUCAAUCGGAGAGGAAACCUUUACAUACAUCAAAGAAUCCACUCAGGAGACAAACCAUAUAAAUGUCUAGAGUGUGGAAAGAGUUUCUCUGCAAACAGAAGUCUUUAUAGGCAUCAAAGAAUCCACACAGGAGAAACAUCACAUACAGUGUUUCCCCCAAAAUAGCCCUAGCCUGAUUUUUAAGCGUCUGCCUAAUAUAAGCCCUACCCCCAAAAAAUAACCCCUAGGGAAGGGAGAUGGACAUGGCCAGCACAGGAGGUGGCAAAUCCAUGUUGUAUGAUGGUGUCUGGCAGCAGCGGCAGCCCUCACAGCACAGGUGAGUUGAUUUAUCUGUGCAAGCAGCAGGUGGAAGCGGAGUUGGGGGGGGAGGCAGGGUUUCCCGUGCUUGCCGUAGGAACGCCGACAGUCUAACAGAGCAGCAUUUGGCCGUGGAAGGCUCAUCUUCACGCAGCGACACUGGCAGGAGACAGAGACAGAGGCGCAGGGAGUUUGUCAAGCAAUCCCGAUGCGCUGCACAGACCUUGAAAAAGCCUGCUGCGGGAGGCUCAACUUUUCAUCUCUCAGCUUGCCUGCAGCUCACACAGCGCAUCGAGGUCAUCUUCCUUCCUUUGCACCUCUGCCAGGGUCGGCGUGGGAAGAUGAGCCUCCCAUGGCCGGCCACAGCUCCAGCCCAGCAACUCGUGGCAUGCCGAUGUGGUACAGCCCAAUAGCCUGCCUUGCCCCCCACCUGUACUGCCACCUGCUGGUUACACAGGUAAUCAACUGAAACACGGUAAAUGCCUUGAGUGUGUGAAGAGCUUUACUAAGGAUGCAAACCUCUGUCAACAUCAAAGAAUCCACACUAGAGAAAAAUUCUAUAAAUGCCUGAAAUGUGGAAUGUGUUUCAAUAUGAGAGGAGCUCUCUUUGUAGACUUCAGAUGAUUCACACAGGAGAAAAACCAUAUAAAUGCCUGAACUGUUGGAAAAGUUUCAGGUCAAAGCAGAACCUUUAUUCACAUCAAUGUAUCUACACACAAAAAAUAUAAUUUUUUUAAAAAAGAAGUGGUUUGCUCUCUAUUGUGUUUAAUUUUGGUAUAGUUGUCUCACUUUGUUCAUUGAGUUUCCAAAUGGAGUUGCUGCUAGAUCCUUUUUCUUCUAGUAAUUCAUAGGAUUUUACAUUUGAUAAAUAUACAGUCUGAGUAGUCUGUGGGAAAAAGCUCAAAUAUAUAACAUGUUUUGCAAGUCACUAUAAUGUGAGUCUCUCAUGUCCAUGAUUUUUGUUUGUUAAAUAAUAAAAAUGUCUAAAAACUUAUUUUCCCUGUUGCAAAGUGUCAGUUUACAAUAGUUUACAAUAGUUCUUGACCCUGACAUCAUUCAGCCCAUCUUGGAAGUAGCCAACCAGGAUGUCUUGUGGCCAGGCAGUGAACCUGCAA
Ahaetulla prasina is the source of this 4196-nucleotide messenger RNA. RefSeq names its product zinc finger protein 271-like. The transcript has 2 exons. Lineage: Eukaryota; Metazoa; Chordata; Lepidosauria; Squamata; Colubridae. Bases 394 to 2949 code for a protein of 851 amino acids. Gene Ontology annotation, biological process: negative regulation of transcription by RNA polymerase II. Gene Ontology annotation, molecular function: DNA-binding transcription repressor activity, RNA polymerase II-specific. The record is from RefSeq and is a predicted model, not a curated record.